Carica papaya (papaya) is the source of this 4763-nucleotide messenger RNA. Lineage: Eukaryota; Viridiplantae; Streptophyta; Magnoliopsida; Brassicales; Caricaceae. The record is from RefSeq and is a predicted model, not a curated record.
UCAGCGCAGUCCAGAUGAAUGCGUAAGUUUCCGUUUUUGGUUCUAACGGAGAAAGAAAGCUCGAGACUCGAGACAGCAUGCCGAGGGUCCAGAACAAAAAUGGCGUUCUGCAUCUUGGCGGUGGCACUAUCAUUUUCUGUGAGCGGAUGACGUAAAAUAAAGCCAACACUUAUUCAAUUUCCUUGUCGUUAUCCAAUGGCAGCAUCUCCGAAAUUUUCACUUCCUUGACACAAUGUUGGAAUCAUAGCAGAUAUCCCGACUUUUGUUUCACCGGUUAUUUCUUUGUUCUUCUUCUCUGCGCCUCACGCACUUCUCUGAUUUGCACGAAUACACAAGGAAGGAUUCGCAGAGUACCACAGCCGCCAUGGCUCCACAGAGGCGGCGCCACCACUGUUAUCACCGUCUCCGCCGUCUCAUUCCGGUCAUAUCCGCAAUUUCCGGCUCCCUUCUUAUCUUCUUCGCUCUCCUAUCCCUUCUCGCUCCUUCUCCUAUCGAUUCCGAUCGUCUUCAACAUACUCGCCGCCACGACCCUGUUAACGCUGGUGUUGAUGAUGCAAUUGGAGUUUCAGUUUUCCGUGUGCCGAGAGGUGGAGGGAGAUCAGAUCGUGAUAUUUGGAGUUCACCGAAUGCCAAAUUUUUUUAUGGAUGUAGUAAUGCGAGCAGCAAGUUUGAAAAGGCAGAAGUGGUCACACAUCCCAAACGAUACUUGGCGAUUGCCACCAGUGGAGGCUUGAAUCAACAACGAACUGGAAUUACAGAUUCUGUUGUUGCUGCCCGUAUUCUGAAUGCUACUCUGGUUGUGCCAAAGCUGGACCAGAAGUCAUUUUGGAAAGAUGUUAGUAACUUUUCGGAGAUUUUUGAUGUUGAUUGGUUUAUAUCAUUUUUGUCAAAAGAUGUUAAAAUAAUAAAGCAACUCCCAAAAAGGGGAGGGAAAACUUGGAGUCCAUAUACCAUGCGUGUACCAAGGAAGUGUAAUGAAAGAUGUUAUGUUAAUCGUUUAUUGCCUGUUCUUCAGAAAAAGCAUGUAAGUUCUCUGUUUCUAUAAACCCUUUUUGACUACUAUUAUAUCUUUAAGCUUCCUGUUGUUCUUGUCUGAAUUGAACUUCUAAUUUUUUUUUGAGAGGAAAAAAGAAGUAUUAUUAGCAAUUCAUCAAGGGGGUGCCACCCAAGUAGAAAAGAAGCAUUAAAAGUUUACGCUAGAAACCAAGAUAUCAAUUAGCUUGCCCACAUCCUAUUCAUAGCUAAGAGGUUGACCAUUAAACCAAAAACUCAUGGUGUAAAAUCAAUAACAUCUAAUGCUAUCAAAAGGAGACAUUAUGCAUAAGUAAUCAUCUUAGCCAGAUGAAUGAUGGAAACAAGCUUUUCUAGGACUUGCACACUCUAAUAACUUUCCAAGCCCAUAACUCCUUUUCAAUUGAGCAACUAGCUACUCAAGAAAGGUUUAGUGAGGAUAAAGAUCAAUCCCAUAGUUUUGUAGCCAUAAUGCACCAAAGAAGGAGAUGGUUAGACGAUUCUCUAUCAUGCAAGCACAUAGAUACCCAUUAACGAUGACCUUUCAUCCUUUCCUCAAAUUGUCUAAUGUAAGAAUUUUCUCCUACGGAUCCUCCCAAGCAAAAAAAAGCCAUAAAGGGAGAGGCUUUUCUCUUCUAAAUCUACUUCCACAUGAAUCUAGAGACAACAACACUUUGUACUUUGAGAAACAAGGUUGAGGUAAAAGCCUCUGACAUAGAACAACCUACUCUUCUAGGGAGGCCACGUAGGGCAAUCUCUACCAGCAAGGUCAAACCGAUUCCAGUCAAGAAAGUUCAGUGGGGAAAUCAUAUAAUCAAUCUCUCAAUUAUUACAAUUUUGCAACAGCUUGAUAUCCUACAAAAAAAGUAGAGUGGCCACUGUUGACCAGAAUGUCCGUAAUCAAAGCAUCCUUAUCCUUAGCAAUCACAAAAAUAUUAGAAAAUCUAUCCUUGGGAAGACUAACCAUUAGUCUAGCAAAAAACUCAAGUUCUAACCGGUUGCCAAGUUUAAAAACAAGAAACCAAAGGUGUUUCACUCCUUAUUAAUUCACUCCCAAAGAUUAAUGCCAUAACAGUGACCUAUCUUGGCCAUCUUUCAACCUCUUCUUUCCAGCCUAUAGUUUGCAAAAAUUACCACUCUCUCUAAACAUUUGCUAGAAGACAUGUACUUCCAUAACACUUUGCUAGAAUGGCCUUUUUCAUGACAAUCAAAAAUCUAAUGCCAAGAGCCCCUAAAGUCAGAGGUCUUUUCACAUAAUCUCAUGCCACAAGAUGAUACUGCUUCAUCUCUUCAGAACUUCCCCAGAGGAACCUGCACUGUAGAAAUUUCCAACCUCUUGACAAUGCUUACAGGAAUAAGAAAUAACAGAAGGGAAUAGAUAAGCAACUUAGAAAGCUUACUUAUAAUUUUUUUUAAAAGCAUUUUUUUCAGAAGAGAGAGCAACUUUUAGUUAGAGGAAGUCUACCAUCCUUAGAAAGACAUAUCUUCUUCUGGCCAAGCAAUCUCUUUCUCAUCUUGCUAAUGAUAGGGUCCCUGGUAGCAAUAUCCUUGAAUUGGUGUGCAAAGGGAGAUCAAGGUAUUUAAGAAGGAGAGAGAAAGCUUGACGUCCCAAAAUGUUAUUGAAGGCCUUCACUGUAACACUUGCACCAAAGAGGACUAAGUCUAAUUUGUCCAGGUUAGUAUGAAGUAUAGAGAUAGCUUUAAAUAGUGAAAGUAUGUCUAAUAGUCAUAAGGAAUUUAGUGUCAGACCUGCAAGAAAGAAGAAUGUCAUUACCAAAAAGAAGGUGGCUGAUCUCCUUCCUAGACUCCCAAAACCAGCACUUGAUCCUUUGAUGAGAUUGCAAGCUCUAGCUUGAAUAAACAUCCUGUGGAGAGCCUUCAUGACUAGAAUGUAGAGAAAAGUAAUGAUGGAGGAUCCAUUUUUACCUGAGGCUUCUAGAGGAGUGGAAGAAAUCAAUAGGCUGCUCAUUCACAAAAUUGUAAAAGGAGUAGAGAUACUUCUGAUCCACAUGCACCAGUUGGGACCAAAACCCAUUCUCUUAAGUAAGUAUAAUAGGAAAGACCAAUCAACACGGUCCUUGGCUUUCUUAAUAUCCAGCUUACACAGAAGACUCUCUCCCCAUAUUUGAUCAUGCAAUCCAUCAGCAUAAAAAAUUUGGCAACCCUUCACCAAAUGCAUUUUGGUCUUCCCUUGCUACCACCAUAUGAUCACCUUGCUUAGUCUCUUGGGAAGAACCUUAGGAAGGAUAAGUUUGUGAAUACAACCCAUCAAGCUCAUGGGCCUAUAAUCCUUGAUAUAUGCUGCCCUCUCAGCCUUGGGAGAUGAGGAUAAUGAACGUAGAAUUAAGAGAAGUAACAACCUUAAUGGUGUCAAUGACUUCAUUUCUUCUUCAAGAAAGCCAUAGAAAAGUUAUAUGGGCCACCUUCACAACUGAGCAACACCACAUGAACCUCCUCUUAUGAGAAAAGCACUCUAAAUCAACAUCCUUCGUGAAGCACAAUCAUUUUGAACUCUAAAGUCUAUCCAAAUUCAAUCUCCAGGGUUCUUCCUUUGAGUACAAGUUGCUAUAGAAGGCCUUGAUUGCAUCUCUUAAGUCGUUCUCAAUUUCAAUUUCUAUCUAUCCAGAUGAAGCUUAUUUACGAAGUUGGUCCUCUUGUGAUAGUUGGCCAUCCUGUAGAAAAGUUUAGUAUUUUGGUCCCUUGUGCCAACUCUAAUUUAGCAAGUUGCCUUCUCUUCCUUUUACUUUCCAAUAGCCCCAAAGAACAGGAUUUCUGUCAAGCUCCUUAGUCUCACGAGUAAACUGCUUUCCUCAACCAGCUUCCUUACCCUUAUCCUCCCUAUAAGUCUUCAAUUUCUAGCCACUUUGAAGCUAGUGAAGCCAUCAGGAUUAGUCUCUUCCCUUGUUCCUAUAUCACAUCACCGAACCUCUUCUUUAAGCCACUUGUUCUCUAAAUCAAUGAUGUGGACCCUCAUUUAUUUAUACCAUGAAUAUUAAGACAGAUAGGAAAAUGGUCUAAAAUAACAUGAGCCAUGGUCUUUUGGACUAAAUUUGGCACCCAUUCUUCAAAUUUGGAGUUUAACAUGAAUCUAUCAAUUAUUCAGAAAGUUGAAUUCUCUGAGUUUGGACCAAGUUUUUUUACCGCCUAGUAAAUGCAGGUCGGUGAGGUCUAAAUUGUUCAAAGAAUCCCUAAUUCUCUAAUACAGGUGAAGGAAAUGUUCCCAAAGGAUCUCUUAGACAAAACAAGAACCAUAUCAAAGUCACCACUAAUAAGCUAGGGUAGGUUGCGAACCUAUACCAUCAUCUCAAAUCCUCCCUCAAGAACUUCCUCUCUAGCCCUUCGCCCCUCCCAUAUGCGUCGAUGAAAAUCCAUGAGGUAAAGAGACCUUUUUCCUAAAUUCACAAGAAAUAGACACAGUCCCUCUUGCAUAGUUCAUCAUAUUAAGGAUACAAAUAUCCCACAUCAGUGGGAUACCAACUGAUGAGCCCAUAGCUGGCAGGUUACACUAAUCAACAUCCCUGCCAGCCGAAACACUUGUAACCAGAUUAGUGCUCAUGUCCUCAAUCUUUGACCCACUGUGGCCCCCGUGACAUUCAAGCUUCUCUGUUCUCCCAUUUGACCCGUCUUUCUUCUUGAAUAUUGAUUCUUCAUCGCAAUACAACAAAGAUCCCUUUAUUUUUCCUAGCUCAAUGGCUCUAGCAGUUUGAAAGCCUUCUCCUUGAAUCCCUCAAAUCCACGUCGACCAUCUUAUG